AUGGACUCGCUCGACCCGGCACAGCUUGUAGUCACGGUCUGCGGCAAUCUCCUCGCCGCGCUGCUCACCUACGCCCUCUACUGCCGCUUCUUCCACCCACUCGCCGGCAUCCCAGGACCUCUUCGCGCUCGAUUCGGCGUGGGCGGCUGGCUCACCGUUCGCGGCGCAAAGCGAGACUUUGGCUGGGAGUUGAAGGCCCUGCACGACAAGCAUGGACCGUUCGUCAGGAUAGGGCGAAACAUGGUGUCGGUGACGGAUCCGCGCGCCGUCGACGACUUGUACAAGUUCGGCGGCCCCGUCAAGGACAAGGCGCCGUUCUACCAGUUCUUCAAAGUCACCAAGCCCUCCCUCCUCGCCACCCUUCCUCACGCGCAGCAUCAGCUCGCUCGGCGCAGCGUCAGCCCGGCUUUCGCCAUGAACGUCCUCCUCGAUCUCGAAGAAUACGUCGACACCUGCUUCGACGAGAUUUGCGAGUACUUUGACCGGCAACUUGCGAAGGACGGAGGAAAGGCGACGGUCAACAUGGGUGACAUGCUGCAGUUCCUUGCGAUGGACGCCGUCGGCGAGAUCGCCUUCGGGCGCUCCUUCGGCCUCUGCAAAGCCGGGGCCGACACGGAGCAGUACCUCCCGAUGAUUGAUGCCUACACCGCAUCGUCCUGUCUCUCCGGCACGCAACCCUGGGCUCGCCCCGUCUUGCACCGCUGGAUCACCCGCAAACUCGGCUCGUCGGGCGCUGCCGCACUCGGUCAAAAGGCGAGUCAGGCCGUUGCGCUCCGCUUGGAGGAGAUGCGCAGGGCUGCUGAGACGGGCGAUGACUCGGGUUUGCGGCGCGAUAUGUUGAGCCGGCUUGUCGCGGCGAAGAACGCGGAUGGCUCGCCCUUCACGAUUGAGCAGGUCAAGGUCCAGGCCAACUCGAUCCUCGGCGCAGGCUCGGACACGACCAGCAUCACCUUCCGCGCUUUGCUCGCCUACAUCGUGAGGGACGAGCGGGUGUACAGGAAGGUGAUGGACGAGCUCGACGAGGCGAUCGAGAACGGCGCCGUAUCGUUCCCGAUCUCGCAGGCUGCCGGCUCGAAGCUCAGCUACUUCCAGGCCUGCUUGAAGGAGACGCUUCGUCUUCACCCGGCCGUUCCCUGGGUUCUGCCUCGCGUCGUGCCGGCUGGCGGUGCUGUCAUUGGCGGUCGUUACUUCCCAGGAGGCGUCCACAUCGGCAUGUCCCCCUUCGUAUACCAGCGCACCGACGUCUACGGUUCCGAUGCCGAGGUAUUCAGGCCCGAACGGUGGAUUGAAGCGAAUGACGAGGAGCGCAAGACGAUGGAGAAGAACCUGUUGACGUUUGGAAGCGGGAACCGCGUUUGUAUCGGAAAGCACGUCGCCCUCCUCGAGAUCACCAAACUCGCACCCUCACUCCUGCACCGCUACCGCCUCUCUUUCACGCCUCGCGGACCCUCGUCGCCUCACAAGCUACCCGGUAGGAGCGUCAAUGGCAAGUGGGACGAUGCCGAGCCGUGGCAUUGCGAGUCGCAAUGGUUUGCUCACCAGCGGGACUUCUGGAUGGACAUUGAGCAGCGCGCGGCGUGA
This is a messenger RNA of Rhodotorula toruloides NP11, 1581 nucleotides long. RefSeq names its product cytochrome P450. The transcript is spliced from 7 exons. NCBI's taxonomy places the organism in Eukaryota, Fungi, Basidiomycota, Microbotryomycetes, Sporidiobolales, Sporidiobolaceae. The coding region runs from base 1 to 1581 and encodes 526 amino acids. The record is from RefSeq and is a predicted model, not a curated record. Gene Ontology annotation, molecular function: oxidoreductase activity, acting on paired donors, with incorporation or reduction of molecular oxygen; heme binding; iron ion binding.